Molecule: messenger RNA, 4298 nt
Organism: Nerophis ophidion (straightnose pipefish)
Lineage: Eukaryota; Metazoa; Chordata; Actinopteri; Syngnathiformes; Syngnathidae
Product: lipid scramblase CLPTM1L-like
Exons: 17
Coding region: 297-1871 (524 amino acids)
Cellular component (GO): endomembrane system; membrane
Source: RefSeq, a predicted model, not a curated record
GCCCGUUUUCACUUUAUUCAUAUAACUAACAGCUUUCCACCGAGUCUCAAUAGCAGCUAGUGUGAUGGCUACAUUUAAAAGUGCCUAUAUAAACCGAUGUCAUUCGUCGUAAUAGAAACAAACAGUGUACAGGCGCAGUAACGGAGGUACAAUCCAAGGCAUGCAAUGAGUAAAGGAAUGCUGCAGCAGGGAGGAAGAAUGUUCGUGCUGGACCGCAGCCGACCUUAAUCAGCCUCCAUCCUCUCUCUACCCUUUGCAUCCUUUUGUUGGUUGUUUUUUGUCGUUGCCCUUGCAUCAUGUUCCCGUCUUGCUGUUCCAAGGAGCCCACCGAGAGCGAUGGGAAGAGGAGGUCCGUGGCCAGGCUCCUCUUGGGAGUGUUUACGGUGUACCUGGCCCACACCGCAUGGCUGCUGUACAGCUUCCUCAACACCAAACCCUGCGAUCAGGGUCCAGGCGAAAUCUGCGUUAGCUCCUACCUGUCGGCCAGGCCCAGAUUACAGCUGAGUGUUUACACCUGCCUUGUUCCAGACAACAGUCAGCUCAACUUGGCUUUAAGAAUUGAUCCAUUUGAUCCUCACUCUGCAUUUGAGAGGCAGGUCAACGUUGUAAUACCAGAAGAAACUCGAGCCAAUGGCAGCUUAUAUGCGGUGGUGUACAUCCACAAAGCCCACGUUUCACCUCUAGACGACAGCCGAGAGGUCCACCAUGCAGCUCUGCUUACCACCUACAUCAGCCCUGCCAAUACAAGCUCCAACUCAAAGCAUCCUAUAUCCCACUGGAGACCCCGCCUGUCAAUCACCAUGAUGUCAGAAGACUUCACCUUCAACAAGGCAGGACUACCCAGUGACGUGCGACGCUACAUUAGAAUCUCCCAAGAAGGCAGACUCAUCACCUACCUUCCUUUGCUGCUGAUCGACGAACUCAGCUUCAGAGUCAGGGAUCUAAUGGAAAUCAACAGAAGUACAGCUCAUCUUCCCCUCACUGUCUCUUACGAGGGGAUUUCUCUGAGGACAUUCAGAUUUUGGGUCCAUCUGCAUGAUGUGGUUUACUCCCUGCAACAAUUUGCCUUUUCAGAGGAGUACAUUGAUGAGAUUAAAGAAACCCUGGUGGCCUCCAACCUUUACCUGUUAGUGCUGACCGCCCUCAUCACAGCUCUGCAACUCAUUUGUGAAUUCCUUGCUCUUAAAAAUGAUGUCAGCUCCUGGAGCAAAAAGAAGAGCAUGGCAGGAAUGUCCCGAAAGUCUGUUUUGUGGCGGAGCUUUGGAACUUUACUGAUUUUCCUGCAUCUACUGGAGGAGACCAGCCUGUUGGUGAUACUUCCUGUCGGGUUGGCUGCAUGUGUGGAGGUUUGGAAGGUGUUUAAAGUGUUUGGGAUCAAUGUGCAUUGGAGACGUCUUUGUGUAAACAAGCUGGAUGAAGACGAGCGGAAAACCGUGGAGUAUGACACACAGGCGUCCACAUACUUGUCCUACUUAAUCUAUCCCUUGUGCAUCAGUGGGACUAUUUUCUCGCUGGCCUACUUGCGUCAAAAAAGUUACUUCUCCUGGAUAAUUAACAGCCUGGUAACUGGAGUGUAUGCCUUCGGCUUCCUGUCAAUGGCACCGCAACUUUUUAUUAACCACAAGCUGAGGUCUGUGAACCACCUGCAGGGGACAGUGUUGAUGUACAAAGGAUUGAACACCCUGAUUUCAGACCUGGGCUCCUGUGCUGCAAUGUUCUCAUCAUCUGGACCCUUUUUGACUUCUCAUCAACUCUCUUGUUUUAGAGAUGAGCUUUUCUUCCUCCUUUACCUCUACCAAAGACGGCGUUUCAUCUCAAAAGGCAGAAGGUCAGAGUGUGGAACCCAUGGCAAGAAAGUGAAGACUCAGUGACCAGCAGGGAAUUUGAUGGGACCCAUUUAUGCACAAAUAACCAGGUGCUAUUGCACUGAUAAAUAGCAUCAGCAAAUACAUCCACAUUAUUAUAUAUUAGAUUUUCUUCUGCUUCAUAUGCAUGAGGAGAGUAGUUAUUUAACAUCUAUUUUGAUUAUGUUUCAUCUUACUGGGUGUUGUACCUGCGGCUAAUACUGUUUAUGUACUGCAUAUUACCAUGGCAACUGUAAAAAGAAGGAAUUCAAGCUGCUGACUGUAUGAAAAGCAGUGUAUUUUGUUAUUAUGGACUGUAAAUAUAAAUUGUAGAUUACAGUACAUGUGUCAUGUCUACAACAGGUGGGCAGUUGCACACAGAUGUUUGAAAUUGUAUGGAUUAGGAAUGAAUACAUGUUAUUACACUGUUUAUUUUCACAGUAGACACUCGUCAAUGACAUGUGACUGGGUGUGUGUGUGUGUGUGUGUGUGUGUGUGUGUGUGUGUGUGUGUGUGCGUGUGUGUGUGUGUGUGUGUGUGUGUGUGUGUGUGCGUGUGUCAGUCUGUGUGUGUGUUUGUGCACGUGCCAUUUUGCUUUUGGUUGGAUGUUAUUUACAUUAGUUAUUACCUAUUUUGCAUUUACUUGUUUGAUCUUUAUGUUAGCUUAUACUCAUCAUUAGCCAUCUAUCUUUUAGUUAGAUGUGGCCGCUGAUAGUUAUUAGCUAUUUCGCUUUUAGUUAUAUGUUGUUUGCAUGAGCCUCUGCUACUUAUUAGCCAUUUUCCAUUUGGUUACCGGUACAUUCUAUUUAUAUAGCUAUAGCCUCUGCCAUUCAUGUUAGUUGGUUUGCUUUUAGUUACAAGCUAUUUAGGUUAGCUUCUGCUUGUCAUUAGCUAUUUUGCUUUUAACCAUGCUAUUUAUAUUAAUCUCUAAUAGUUAUCAGCCAUUUUACUUUUAGUUGCAUGCAAUUUAUAUUAGCCUUUGCUAGUCAUUCGCCAUUUUGCUUUUAGUUACUAUACAUGCUAUUUAUGUUAGCUUCUGCUAGUCAUCAGAUAUUUAGCUUACAACUAAAUGCAUUGCUAGUGAUUCGCCAUUUUGCUUUUAAUUACUGCACAUGCAAUUUAUGUUAGCCCCUGCUAGUCAUUAGCUACUGUAUAUUGCUUUUAGUUACAUGCUAUUUAUAUUAGCCUUUGCUAGUAAUUCGCCAUUUUGCUUUUAGUUACUGUAUAGGCUAUUUAAAGUUAAAGUACCAAUGAUUGUUACACACACACUAGGUGUGGCGAAAUGAUUCUCUACAUUUGACUCGUGACCCUUGAUCACCCCCUAGGAGGUGAGGGGAGCAGUGAGCAGCAGCAGUGGACGCGCCCUGGGAUUCAUUUUUGGUGAUUCAACCCCCAAUUCUAACCCUUGAUGCUGAGUGCCAAGCAGGGAGAUAAUGGGUUCCAUUUUUAUAGUCUUUGGUAGGACUCGGCCAUGAGUUCAAACCCCUAUUUACUAGGGGGAAAAAAUUAAUUGGUACAAACCGGAAACCGAUUUUAACAUUAGAGAUAUGAAUAUAUUGCUUGGCGAGCCUUAGGAUCAAUCUAUAUAUAGUAGGAUUCGUUUGAUGUCCGGCUGGAAAGUCAUUAAUCGGUUGAUUGGAGCUCUGCUACAAUAUAUGGCCGCUCUAAUCUUCCGAGACUUUUGUGAUUACGUAACAUUCUCAUACAGCCCUCCCAUGAAGUGGCUACUUGUCCAGGGUGUACGCCGCCUUCCGCCCGAUUGUAGCUGAGAUAGGCACCAGCGGCCCCCGCAACCCCAAAGGUAAUAAGCGGUAGAAAAUGGAUGGAUGGCAUUCUCGUAUGCGACUGACAGCCCUGGCUUACAGAGUUUGCAAACAAUGCACCCCCAAAUGUUAAAUCUUAAGUUCAGCAAAUGUUCUGAUUUUUUUUCUUAACGAAUGGUCAGUUGGAUAAAAGUAUUGCCAUUUGUAACGUUUGGAAAGCAGCGAUAAAGUAACGGCUGCACGACUAAUCUGAGCACCCACCUGUUGUGAUGCCAUGAAGACAAUCAAGCGGGUGAUGUGGGAGCUAGGGAUGCUAAUGCUAGCAGAGCUACCAUCUGGCAAGACAAGGACACUGAUUUGAAAGACUUCCUGUCCCAACUGAGCCACAACUUUGCGAUGUAAUCGAAGCAAUGACCAAUUUGCACAGUAACCUGCAGAAUGGCACUACAAAAACUUUUUGAGCUUUUACACUAAAGCUGCUGUUUAGUUUACGCGGUGGCACUUGCACUUGUGUUACUGUGGUGUUAUAACACUUCUGAUUGAUGCACGUACAGCUUGCUUUGGUACCUGAGCAAAUUACUUGGUAACUUUUCCAAAGUGUUUUGAUUACAUCUUUUUGUAAAGUUUAUAGAUUGCAAUGCCUUGAAGUUAAUAGUUCUGAUAUUUGCUCAUAAUUAAAACGGAAACCGCC